Fragaria vesca subsp. vesca is the source of this 2179-nucleotide messenger RNA. Its product is annotated as pentatricopeptide repeat-containing protein At1g51965, mitochondrial-like. The transcript is spliced from 2 exons. The coding region runs from base 1 to 1959 and encodes 652 amino acids. Gene Ontology annotation, molecular function: protein binding. The record is from RefSeq and is a predicted model, not a curated record. NCBI's taxonomy places the organism in Eukaryota, Viridiplantae, Streptophyta, Magnoliopsida, Rosales, Rosaceae.
AUGAGACACCGCCGCCACCUGAGACUCAUCCUCACCAUCCCCACGCACCGCCACUACGCCACAAAAUACACCGCCAAAGUAACCUCCACCUCCCCAACCGGCCGCACCCUCUCCGUCGAGGUCACCCCUCCUCCUCCUCUCCCCACCGACAUCCGCGGCUACACUCUCACCCGCCGCGACCUCGUCUGCAAAGCCACCCAAAUCAUCCUCCACCAAUCCCGCUCCGCCACGUCAGACCCCUUCCUCGACCUCGCUGACUACCUCUCCUCCCUCUCCGUCUCCCUCACCCCCGCCGAGGCCUCCGAGAUUCUCAAGUCCCUCAACGACGCCGACCUCGCCUUGAAAUUCUUCCGAUUCUGCCCCUCCCUCUCCCCGAAAUUCCAGCACGACGCCUUCACCUGCAACCGCAUCCUCCUCAUCCUCUCCAAGUCCGCCGCCCCCGCGCGGUUCGACCUCGCCCGCUCGAUCGUCUCCGAUAUGCACCGCUCCAAUAUACGCGGCAACAUCUCCACCGUCAAUCUCCUCAUCGGCCUCUUCGGCAGCAGCGAUGAUCUCGAAACAACCAUGGAGCUGGUGAAGAAAUGGAGCCUUAAAAUGAACUCUUACACAUACAAAUGUCUGGUUCAGGCCUUCUUGCGCUCUUACGAUACGGCGAAAGCCUUCCAGUGCUACAUGGAAUUGCGGCGGCAUGGCUACAAGUUGGACAUUUAUUGUUACAAUAUGCUGCUUCAUGCGAUGGCGAAAGACGAAAAGGUUGAGCAGGCGUACAAGGUGUUUGAAGAUAUGAAGAAGAAGCAUUGCGAGCCGGAUGAGUUUACAUACACGAUCAUGAUCAGAAUGAGUGGGAAAUUGGGUAAAGGGGAAGAGUCUCUGGUGUUUUUUCAGGAGUUGUUGGACAAAGGUUGUAAUUUGAAUUUGAUUGUUUAUAAUACCAUCAUUCAGGCUCUUGCGAGGAGCAACAUGGUUGAUAAGGCCAUACUUGUGUUCAUGAAAAUGGUGGAAGCCAAUUGUAGGCCGAACGAGUUUACGUACAGUGUGAUUUUGAAUCUUUUGAUUGCACAAGGGCAGCUUAGUAGGUUAGAUGAGUUGGUGGAGGUGUCAAAGAGAUAUGUGACUAAGUCUAUAUAUGCGUAUCUUGUUAAGACGUUGAGCAAAUUGGGUCAUGAUGAUGAAGCCCACCGGCUAUUCUGCAACAUGUGGAAGUUCCAUGACAAGGGGGAUCGAGAUGCUUACAUGUCGAUGUUAGAGAGUUUGUGUGCUGCAGGUAAAACCGCAGAGGCCGUUGAUUUGCUGAGCAACAUUCAUGAGAAAGGGGUAUCCACUGACACUAUGAUGUAUAACACAGUAUUAGCGGCGCUUGGGAAGUCGAAGCAAGUAUCACAUCUUCAUGAAGUGUAUGAAAAGAUGAAAACCGAUGGCCCUGAACCAGAUAUAUUUACCUACAACAUUGUGAUUUCCGGCUUUGGUAGGGCUGGGAAGGUUGAUGAGGCGAUGACAGUAUUCGAACAGCUUGAGAACAGUGAUUGUAAACCCGAUAUUGUGUCUUACAAUUCAUUGAUCAAUUGCCUUGGGAAGAAUGGUGAUGUGGAUGAAGCCCACAUGAGGUUUAAGGAGAUGCAGGAAAAAGGGUUCAGCCCUGAUGUUGUCACCUACAGCACUCUAAUAGAGUGCUUUGGCAAGACGGAUAGGGUUGAAAUGGCAUGCAGAUUGUUUGAUGACAUGCUUGCUCGAGGCUGCUGUCCCAACAUUGUGACAUACAACAUCCUGCUUGAUUGUCUUGAAAGGUGUGGGAGGACUGCCGAGGCAGUGGAUUUGUAUGCAAAACUUAAGCAGCAGGGCUUGACGCCCGAUUGGAUUACAUAUGCAGUGCUUGAACGACUGCAAAGUGGUUCUCAUAAGAAAUUCAGAGUCCGCAGGCAGAGUCCAAUGACAGGUUGGGUUGUUAGCCCUAUAAGGUGAUGAAAGUGUGUUUGAUGUACAGCCAGAAAGGUUAUGGUUUUGUACCCAAUUUUGCAUUCGUUGCUUCUUUUGAGCCCUUUUACAUUUGCAGCCUAAUAACAUGUGGCUGCUGAUUGGGUUCUUACGCAACUUGCCCAUACUGUUGUAACAAUACAUUCAAUUGAUGGUCUCUGGUUUAAUGAAAGACCAAGAGUCAUUGCUACAAAAAAAGCGAGAUAAA